This is a messenger RNA of Aspergillus eucalypticola CBS 122712, 2373 nucleotides long. Its product is annotated as MFS sugar transporter. The record is from RefSeq and is a predicted model, not a curated record. The transcript is spliced from 3 exons. NCBI's taxonomy places the organism in Eukaryota, Fungi, Ascomycota, Eurotiomycetes, Eurotiales, Aspergillaceae. The coding region runs from base 1 to 2373 and encodes 790 amino acids. Gene Ontology annotation, biological process: carbohydrate transport; transmembrane transport. Gene Ontology annotation, cellular component: membrane. Gene Ontology annotation, molecular function: carbohydrate:proton symporter activity.
AUGGAAACAGUUAUCAAUGAGACGCAGACUCGCCUCAACCUCUCCGACCUCGUUAUUUGGCGCAACUUUGGCCUUAACAUCUCCGCUCACGGCCAUCUCUUGCCCCUAUCUGUCUCCUCCACAACCGUAAACACUCCAAUUUCCUCCUCUCCGAAUCCCCAUGCCUCCGGCCCCACACAAUGUACCUGGCUCGAGGAAGAUACGCUCAGCAACGCCUUGAUUUGGAUAUUGGGCAAAAUCAUCAACUUCAUCACGAGCGGUGACGGAAUCUACCCAGGAGACUAUGAAAGCCCUCCAGGCCAGCGUCCAUGUUUUGGCACUACACAAGAGGACCUCCUGGAACGAUGGAAGCGACUUGAGUUCGAACUGAGUGCCUGGUAUGAUACCUUACCGGAUUCUUUCACCCCAUGUGGUCGCACACAACUAUGUCUAUUCAAUCUUGAGCAGACACACCACAGAGGCAACCCAACCCCUACAGAAAGCGUCGGAGAUGUAGAUACAAUCGACGCAAUUAUCUUCACCAUCCCCAUGUGUGCCGUCACUAUCCAGACCUACCACAUGGGCCGCAUCCUGCUUUUGAGCAAUAUGCCGCAGGAAUCCACGGCUAUUCGGUCAACCGUAACGGCAAGGCUGCGCCAUUAUCGCCAGAUCGCCGGGUUGGUGGUGCAUCAUGCGCGGGAGAUCUGUGGGAUUAGUCUGGCUGGAUUGCCGGAUGCGAUACUUUCGCAUACCGUGCAGCCAUUGUUCGUGGCGGGACAGUGCUUCGAGGGAGACGAGGAGAGGCGAUUAGUAGUUGAUCUGUUGCGACGUGUGGAGAGUGAUACUGGAUGGGCGACAGAGUAUCGGGUGAAGGAGUUGCAGAAGCAAUGGGCGGAUGGGGGUUUGCGGAUGGACACCGGUAUCAUCGGAUCUGUGGUAGUAAUGGACCAAUUCAAGCAGAAAUUCGGCUCCUUCUCAUCCAUCGUUCAUGGUCUAGUGGUCUCCUCCAUUCUGAUCCCCGCGGCAUUUUCGUCGUUCUUCGGAGGAAAGCUAGCCGACUGGAUCGGACGACCUAAGAGCAUCGCAAUCGGUGCCCUUAUCUUCGGCAUCGGAUGUGCCUUUGAAGCUGGUGCAGUGCAUCUGGCCAUGUUCAUCGUUGGCCGAGUCGUCGAGGGUCUCGGCGAGGGUCUAUACCUGGGGACCCUGGUAGUAUACAUCUGCGAAAUCUCCCCACCAAGCCAACGAGGCCCACUAACCACCGGCCCUCAACUCCUCGUGACAAUGGGCCUCGUAGUCGGCUUCUUCACCUGCUACGGCUGCGAGAAGAUGCCUUCAUCCAUGGCGUGGCGAACACCAUUUACCGUCCUGGCCUGCAUUUCCAUCGUCUUCAGUGUCGCUGCGCUCUUAUGGCUAAUUGAUUCUCCGCGAUGGCUCACGCUCCACAACCGCAUCGAUGACGCCACUCGCGCUUGGGAGUAUCUGCAAGUAAGCGAGGCCGAUCGCGAGGAACUCCUUGAAGAGGAAGAGGAAGUCGACGUUCAUGAAGAGGCGUUGACGCAUCCGCUGGCCCCGACGGGGAGUGUCCUUGCGCCGAAUACCCUCGAUCAGGUGGUUUCGCGACAUAGUCGUGUAUCUACCCGUCGGACGAAGGGUAAGGGGAUGGAGGAAGCCUCGCUGUUCGAUGCAUUCAAGCCAGAUGUGCGCAAUCGGACGCUCCUGGGCUUGUUUCUCAUGGGUAUGCAGCAGAUGGCUGGGAUUGAUGGGGUGUUAUACGUACGUUCCACCCUUCCUAUAUGCUAUCAUGAUCAUCAAUUAACAUGCAGAAGUACGCCCCCCAUGCUCUUCGAACAAGCCGGCAUGACCUCCUCCCAAGCCAGCUUCCUCGCCUCCGGCGUCUCCGGCCUCGUCAUCUUCGUGGUGACAAUCCCGGGCCUCAUCUACGCUGACUCCUGGAGCCGCCGCGCCAACGUCAUCCUCGGCGGUCUGGGGCUCACCAUCACCAUGUUCGUGAUCGGGUCGUUGUACGCUGCCGAUGCCGUGCACCAUUCCACCGGCGCAGGUCGCUGGGUCGUCAUCGUCGCGAUUUAUCUCUUCGCUGCUAUCUAUAGUGUCUCGUGGGGUGUGAGUUGUAAGGUCUACGCCGCGGAGAUCCAGCCCCAGCGGACGAGAGCGAGCGCGACGUGUCUGGCGCAUGGGAGUAACUGGGUGUCGAAUUUCUUUGUUGCGUUGAUUACGCCCGUCCUGCUGGCAAGGAGUAGUUGCGCGGCGUACUUUUUGUUUGGGGGCUGUACGGCGCUGACGAUUGUUGUUUGCGGGUUUUAUAUGCCCGAGACGAAGGGACGGUCGUUGGAGGAGGUGGAGAGGUGUUUUGUUAGGGGGAAGGAGGAUUCAUAG